This is a messenger RNA of Tetrahymena thermophila SB210, 2328 nucleotides long. Its product is annotated as ubiquitin interaction motif protein. Lineage: Eukaryota; Ciliophora; Oligohymenophorea; Hymenostomatida; Tetrahymenidae. The transcript has 6 exons. The record is from RefSeq and is a predicted model, not a curated record.
AUGUAAAACAUUAAAUAUAAAAUAGUUAAUCUAGCCAAAAUAGAUUGGGUUAUAAAAGAUCGUAUAAUGAGUGAACAUAACUGUGAUUUAGCAAGCUCGGAUAGCUAAGAAUUUACUAUAAAAUUAAAUUUAGUUUAGUAGGAUACAAUUCAAAGAAUAAGAAUAGGAAAUUUGAAUGUACCGAAAGUAAAAAUUUAGCUGUAAGCAGGGACCCCACAGGUAAAAAAUGUUUAUGAGCGAGUUUUUGAUUUGCUUUAAAAAGAUGAAUUCCUGAAAGAAGAUUUAGACCAAUUAAGAGAGAAGAUAUUUGAGAUAGAUUGCGAUUAAAAAGUUAAUUUUGUAAUUUUUACCUUUUCAAACCCUUAUUACAAAGAAAAAAGUGACAUUCUAAAGUUCUUCUACAUACUAUUAGAAAAAAAGGGUCAUGGUUAAUAUAACAUAAAGUUGCCCGAAAAGACAAAACCUCCUAAUAAUAUAUAAAAUCAGAUUUCAUUAAACAACUUCUAACCAUAACCGACAACCAAAAAGCAAUUAUAGCUACUGUAAAUUGAUAAACCAAGUGAAGCAAAUAGAAAAACUCUAAAAGCUCCAGAAGGAGGCGGUGGCUAUAAUAGUAUUAUGAAUAUAAAAAAUUCUCCUACAUCAAAUAAGAAGGAAGGAACAUCGUAUUAUUAAUACUCAAAUAGCAAAUAAUAAAGAAAUCAUAUAAUAUAAGAGAAAUCAUUUGAUAAACUUUUUAAAGAAAAUAAAUAAUAAAAAUCUAUUUUGGAUUAUUAACUUACAAAUAAUAAUAAUGAAGAUGAUGAUAUUCAAAAAGCUAUAGAAAUGAGCAAGAAAGAAUUAGAUGAAUAAAAUAGGAAAAAAGAAGAAGAAAAGAAGCUAAUUUAAUAGUUAGAAAAGAAAGAUGAUUCUUAUGACUCGAUAGAAACUUAAACUAUAGAAAAUGAAAGUGAUAACGAUCAUACAUAUUUAAAUAAAAAAGAUGAUUAAGUGGAAAUUUAAAAUAAGAAUAAUGUAAAUAAAAUGAAUGUUGAGUUCAAAUAAUCAGAAAAUAAAAAUAUUGAAAAUGAGUCGUUUGAGGCUCAAUUAUAAAAAGCUAUUGAAUUAAGUAAACAGGAAGAAGAAAAGAAGAAGAAGCUAGAAGACCAGCAAAUGGAAGAGGAAAUUAAAAAAAUAAAAGAAACAAGUAAUUCAACAUAAUUAAUGGAAGAAGAAGAAAUUAAAGAAGUCAAAUAGAAAUAAAAAGAUUUAACAGAUGAAGAAAUUUAAUCUUAAAAAUAAUAAAAUUAUUAGAAGAGCGAAAAAAAAUAAAAUUAUUUGAUGAAAUUAAGUGAAAACAAAAAAGUUAAUAUAAAUAUAUAAUAUAACGAUGACUCCUUAAAUGGAAAUUAAAGUUUUAUCAAUUCCAAAGAAGACAAGGAGUCUAAUCAAAAUAAAGCCUAAAACUAAAAAAACUAAAAUCAUACUAACUAAAACAACCAUAAAAAUGUGAUGGAAGAAGAGAUUGUUAAAGACGAUAUUGAAAACGAUUAAAUUGAUGAUAAAUAUAAAAAAUAUCUAUAGAAUCGAGAUUUUGAAGACCCUGAAAAUAUAGAUAGAAAAUAAAACAAGCAUAAUAUUGUUGAUUCUGUCAAAAAAAACAAUUAAAAUUAAAAUAUUUGGAAUGAAAACGAUACAAUGGAAAUAGAAAGCUCAAAUAUUAAUCAUAAAUCAGAAAAUAUUUAGGAAACUGAAAAAUCUAACUAUAAUAAAUACAAACCAAACCCAGAAAAAGGCUUAAUAUAAUCAAAAUUGUUUGAUAAGAAUAAGCUAAAUAGAUAAGAUAAUUAAGAAUAAGAAAAUGGUAUUCAAAAUAAGUAGAGAGUAUCUAUAAAUAUAAAUAAUAAAAAUAAUAGCAAUCAGUAAUAAAGUAACAAUAAUUCCUAGCUCCAUUCUCAUUUUUAAUUGUAGCCUCAUCAUCUUUCUGACAGAAUUCUAAAAUUUUAAAGGCAAUAAGAAUUAUAAAGAAAAAUACCAGAAAAAUAUUUCCUCUUUUAGACAACUUUAAAAGAUAUUUUGAGAGAUAAAAUAAUAACUAUUAGUGGUUUUGAAGGUGAAAUCAGAGAAAAAAUGAAAUAAACAAUUAGUGAAUUAGGAGGCAUAUAUUAACAACAAUUAGAUGAAUUAUGUAGUUACAUGAUUACAAAAGAUACAAAAACAGAUAAAUACAAUCUUUAUUUGAAGAACAAAAGCAUAUUAAAGCAUUUAAAAAUAGUAGACAAAAAUUUUCUAAAUAUGUGUAAAUUCUAAAAAAAGCUAUUAAACUACCAAGAUUAUUAAAUUCAAUGA